Messenger RNA from Marasmius oreades (fairy-ring Marasmius), 387 nucleotides. RefSeq names its product Ubiquitin-like protein (gene ATG12). Gene Ontology annotation, biological process: C-terminal protein lipidation; nucleophagy; autophagy of mitochondrion. Bases 1 to 387 code for a protein of 128 amino acids. The transcript is spliced from 5 exons. Lineage: Eukaryota; Fungi; Basidiomycota; Agaricomycetes; Agaricales; Marasmiaceae. The record is from RefSeq and is a predicted model, not a curated record. Gene Ontology annotation, cellular component: cytoplasm; Atg12-Atg5-Atg16 complex; phagophore assembly site membrane.
AUGGCUCAUGUUGAUGAAGUGACGCCUGAACGUUUUGUACCGUCAUGGGUAUUGCAAACGACAUUCGAGAGCACAGAAGAAGCUCUCAAAGCACUUCAGGUCUAUAAGAAGAAGGAUGCAGAAAAAGUCAUCGUACGGUUCAAGGCAGUAGGAAAUGCCCCAAUCAUGAAGGACAACUUCUUCAAGAUUACUGCGUCCAACCGAUUUCAAGCGGUCAUUCAAUUCUUGAGGAAACAGCUGGGCUAUAAAGCCACGGAACCUCUUCAUACCUAUAUCAACUUGGCGUUCUCUCCUGCACCAGAUGACUUGGUAUCCAACUUGUUCAAAUCUUUCGCGACCGAUAACCAUCUAAUAGUGAAUUACAGCACGACCGCUGCGUGGGGUUAA